AUGAAUGCGACAAACGGUUGUGAGACGUCCAUGCCUUACGGUUUCCAGUCGGGUCUGAAGGGGCCCUACAUUGUGGCCGAGAUCCUCAUCGCCUUGCUGGCAAUCACAGGAAACCUGCUGGUUUGCCUGGCCGUGACCCACAACCGCAAGCUCCGCAGCGUUACCAACUACUUCCUGGUGUCACUGGCGAUAGCAGACAUCCUGGUGGGUUUGCUGGCCAUUCCCUGCGCUGUGCUGACCGACCUGGGUCGCCCCCGCCACGACCUGCCCCUCUGUCUCCUGCUGCUCAGCGUGUUAAUGAUGCUGACACAGAGCUCCAUCCUGAGCCUGUUGGCGGUGGCGGCGGAGCGGUACGUGGCCAUCCUGCUGCCCUUCCAGUACCAGCGCAUCAUGAGCCCGAGGAACGCCCGACUCGCCCUCCUCUUCACCUGGAGCCUGGCUGUGCUGUCUGGCUCUGUGCCGCUCAUGGACUGGCACCGGCAACCCCUCGACUCUGAAUACUGUAUCUUUACCUGUAUGGUGGACAUGACCUACAUGGUCUACUUCAACUUCUUCUGCUGCCUGCUGGUCCCCACGGCCCUCAUGUGCAUCAUCUACGGCCACAUCUUCAUCACCGUGCACCGCCAGCUAAGACGCAUCACUGCAGUCAGGGGAGGAGCUGCCACGGAGGCCAGGCCAGAGCACGGGUCAGCGUUCGGUAGCAAUGACACCGGGACGCCGAUGGGGACGGAGAGGACAGCGAUUAGGACAGCGCCAGGGGUCGGAUCUGGGCUCGUUUCAGCCAGUUCUGGUGGUGCUAGCUCUAGCGCCGGGUCAGAGGACACCAGCUCGGGUGACCCCAAACCCACCCUGCGUACCCGCCAGGAGCUGCGAACGGCCACCUCGCUGUUCCUGGUCCUGUUCCUCUUCAUCGUUUGCUGGAUGCCGAUCCACUGCAUCAACUGUGUCCUGCUGCUCUGUCCAAAAUGCCCCGUCCCCGCGCCGCUCACCCUGGUGGCCAUUUUGCUGUCCCACGCCAACUCGGCCCUCAACCCACUCCUGUACGCCUACAGGAUGAGGUCCUUCAGACAUACGCUGAGAGGGAUGUGUUCUCUGAGCGGCCAGCCAAAACACCAGUAA
This is a messenger RNA of Lampris incognitus (smalleye Pacific opah), 1119 nucleotides long. RefSeq names its product adenosine receptor A2b-like. Gene Ontology annotation, cellular component: membrane. Gene Ontology annotation, molecular function: G protein-coupled adenosine receptor activity. Gene Ontology annotation, biological process: adenylate cyclase-activating adrenergic receptor signaling pathway; G protein-coupled adenosine receptor signaling pathway. Bases 1 to 1119 code for a protein of 372 amino acids. The record is from RefSeq and is a predicted model, not a curated record. NCBI's taxonomy places the organism in Eukaryota, Metazoa, Chordata, Actinopteri, Lampriformes, Lampridae. The transcript has 5 exons.